GCCGGCGGGACAUGACUGCAGGUUGCCAGGCCGAGAGCUCCGGAGUCCCCGCCUCUGGCGGGGUCCCCGUCUCCGCCAGACUGCCCGCGGCCCAACUGCUGUCGGCGUUCUUCUACGGGACCUGCUCCUUCCUCCUCGUGUUGGUCAACAAGACGCUGCUGACCACCUACGGCUUCCCAUCACCAAUUUGUCUUGGAAUUGGACAGAUGGCAGCUACCAUAAUGAUACUGUAUGUGUCCAAGCUAAAUAAAAUAAUUCAGUUCCCUGACUUUGAUAAAGAAAUUCCUGUAAAGCUGUUUCCUCUGCCUCUCCUGUAUGUUGGAAACCAUAUAAGUGGAUUAUCAAGCACAAGGAAAUUAAGCUUGCCGAUGUUUACAGUGCUCAGGAAAUUUACCAUUCCACUUACUUUACUCCUGGAAACCAUCAUACUUGGGAAACAGUAUUCCUUGAACAUCAUUGUCAGUGUGUUUGCUAUCAUUCUUGGUGCUUUCAUCGCAGCUGGUUCUGACCUUGCUUUCAACUUGGAAGGCUAUGUUUUUGUAUUUUUGAAUGAUAUCUUCACAGCUGCGAAUGGAGUUUAUACAAAACAGAAAAUGGACCCAAAGGAGCUAGGGAAGUAUGGAGUGCUUUUCUAUAAUGCCUGCUUCAUGAUCAUCCCCACACUUAUCAUUAGUGUCUCCACUGGAGACUUCCAACAGGCUACUGAAUUCAACCAAUGGAAGAAUGUCCUAUUUAUCAUACAGUUUCUUCUUUCCUGUUUUUUGGGGUUUCUGCUGAUGUACUCCACCGUCCUGUGCAGCUACUACAACUCAGCCCUGACCACUGCGGUGGUAGGAGCCAUCAAGAAUGUAUCCAUUGCCUACAUUGGGAUGUUAGUUGGUGGAGAUUAUAUUUUCUCUGUGUUAAACUUUGUAGGAUUAAAUAUUUGCAUGGCAGGGGGUUUGAGAUAUUCCUUUUUAACUCUAAGCAGUCAGUUAAAACCGAAACAACCUGUCGAAGAUGAAGACAUAGAAAACAUCCCUCCAGAUUUGAAGAGCUAGAAUCUUGAGUGAGUUGCGGACUGACCUGGAGCUAAGUGGACAGGGUGAGCGUGGAGGAGGUGCCCAGGCUAGACUGUGAGGUCAGAGCUUUGGAAUGUGGGACACCCACUCCCCUGAUUUAAGCACAAAUAGGAAUGUCUGCAAAGUGUGAAGAGAAUCUACCUCAUUUGCCACCCACCAGGAGCCAUGACAAGUGUCUGGCCAAAGCCUUAUGAGCCCAAAGUGAAUCUUUUCAAAGGAAGCCAUUAAGAGAAAGGAUUGUUUUCAAGGAUAAACUUUUGGCAGGGCGCACGUCCACUGUCCAUGCUGCUGCUUGCUGGUGUGGAACCCCCGGUGGUAUGGAACCCCUGCUCACAGCAGUUUAAAGGGAGAUGUUGUGAUGCUAUUACUUGGCCUUAAUUCAAGAUCCCAGCCAAAGCAGUGUCAGGGGGAACAUUUUCUCAGUUUCAACAAGCAUGUUUUAUUUGAUUGAAAUGAACCAUUUAAGUGCCAACAAUUAACAUUGGUUUAACCUUACAUGUUAUCUUUCCCAGUCAUCAAAGUAAAAUAAAAAAUAAUUUA
Molecule: messenger RNA, 1601 nt
Organism: Condylura cristata (star-nosed mole)
Lineage: Eukaryota; Metazoa; Chordata; Mammalia; Eulipotyphla; Talpidae
Gene: SLC35D2
Product: solute carrier family 35 (UDP-GlcNAc/UDP-glucose transporter), member D2
Exons: 12
Coding region: 12-1040 (342 amino acids)
Cellular component (GO): Golgi apparatus
Molecular function (GO): antiporter activity; GDP-fucose transmembrane transporter activity
Source: RefSeq, a predicted model, not a curated record